Chironomus riparius is the source of this 1800-nucleotide messenger RNA. NCBI's taxonomy places the organism in Eukaryota, Metazoa, Arthropoda, Insecta, Diptera, Chironomidae. The record is from the annotation of a GenBank genome assembly.
AUGAAAUUUUUGUGGCUAUUUUUGUGUUUUUCCUUAACAAUGUGCGAAAUCGCUGUAAAUUACAGUGAUAAAAUUGAAGUUAAAGCAAUUUUGUCUGUUUGUGAGGAAUUUUUCAUCACAAAAUCAAUAAAUCUUGACAUAAUUCUGUACGGUGACGUUGAUCCUCAGCUUAAUGACAUCACAAAUAGUUUCAUGAGAACAAUUGCUCGAAAUGCUUCAUUAAAUGUUACGAACAUUGCUUAUAGAACCUCAAUAAACCAUUUGAUCACCAAAUCAUCGAUAAUUUUGAUGAGUCAUUCAAGAGAUCAAAAGAAUUUAUACAAAAAAAUCGAAUUUUUAAAUAAUUUAAAAAAUAAACUUACAAUUAUUUUGUAUUUGCAUCGACUUGAUCCACAUGUCAGCAUAACUUUGCCAGAUAAUUUUGAAUAUGCGACAGUAAAUUUUUAUUAUCUUGUAAAUAUGAAAAUUCAACUUAAUUUUAUGGCACCAAUUGCAUUUAGUUCAAUCAGAUGCAACCAAAUUCGCAUCAAGACAUUGAAUAUUUUCAGUAAAAACGAGACAAAAUGGCUGACAGAGUUGAAAUAUCCGAAAUUUAGCAAUUUAUUCGGAUGUCCAUUAACAUUUAUGAAUAGUUAUGGCAAGUUCCUAUACCUAAAGAGUCAUGAUAAGCUAUCAAUUAAUUAUGGUGCAUUUGCUACAGAAGACAAGUUCAAAAUGAUAAAUAAAUUGUCACUGACUGGCAAUUAUCAAGGUUUUAUGGUCGACAUGGCUGAGAUUCUGUCAAAAAUUAUAGAUUUUAAGCCACAAUAUAGAUUUUUGGAAGCAUUUGAUUUCAAAACUAAUAAAGAUCCAGUUGAAAAAAUUUCUGAGGGAUUUAUGGCUUCAUAUGCUAUUUUUCACGACACAAACUAUCUGACAGAUAAUUUUGUUGUUUUUGCCACAAACAUUAUAAGCUCAAAUGUGGACGCUUAUUUCCUGGACCCAUUCAACUUCCACACCUGGAUUGCUGUCUUAACCUCACUUUUUGUAGCUUUUGUUGUGAUUUUCUACAUUAAUUUGAGGUUAGGAAUUGUCAGGAUUCGUCCACGUAAGGAACUCACAAGAUCAGCACUGAAUGUCCUUGAAAUUGUCUUUGGAUGUCCUCAAAAUAAACUUCCACGCGCGAAUUUCGGACGAUUUUUGAUUAUUUUAUUUAUUGGACUUUGUCUUGUGCUGAGGAUUUGCUAUUGGAGUCAACUGGUUAAACUUAAAGCUACUGGAGUAGACAAAAUAGGACCAGAGACUGUUGAAGAUCUAGUCGAAGGGAACUACACGAUUUAUUCGUGUUACCAGCCAUUUUCCAAGGAUAAGAUUCAAAUGCAUCUUUUCCAAAUCGUCGAUCACUGUGAAGACACGACCGAGUUCUUUUGUGGAACAAUGAAAAAUUCGGACACAAAUGUUGGAUUUCUUAUCUUAAAGGAUAAAAUUCAUCUUUUUAAUAAAGCAUGCAGCAAUCUUUUCAUAACCUCAAAGGUUUUAAAAAUUAACUUAGCUACAACUGUUUUGCAAUUAACGAAGGUUAGUGUUAUACAGGAAGCAUUCAAUUACAUUUUAAGAAAACUGACACCAGCUGGAAUUCCUCAAUAUUUAUUGGCUCAUCACACAUCGGCUUUGUAUGGAACGGACAGAAUAAUUAAAGAAAAAGAAUCUGGAAAAUCAUCAUUCGAUGACAUGAAGUUCGUGUUCGUUUUAUGGAUGUUUGGUUGUGGAAUUUCAAUAGUCACGCUUGCUCUGGAAAUUUUUAGGGUCACCAAACUUUGA